UUGUUGUUGACUGUUACAAACGCACUAUGAAUCAAGACUUCUUACUGUUCACGUUCUGGUAAAUACAUUUUGAAAUUUCCUUCUGUUUUGUGGAGAGUCUCUAGAUUUAAGUUGCCUCUUACCAGUGAUUUAGGAUAAACUAAACCUAACCCCAUCCUGAGCAGUGAUUACAUGAAGUGAAAAGCAAAACUGACCCUAGAUCUGUGUCACAGAGGUAAAGGGCUGUCAAUUUUUGGUUGUGCCAGGGCUAGGACCUAUUUAGCAGGAAUAAUGGUUUAAUGCAGACCACAAUGUUACCUGCCAUUGGACAGUUCUGGUGUUAUGAGACUUAUGGUUUCUUGACACAGAGGAUUUGUUUACAUAACCGGUUAGGAUAAUUCACACGGCAGGUUAGGAAAAUGGUUAUGCGUAGACACAACGCUACAGUUGUCAACAACCAUUAUCCCCGGCAAACAAGCCACAGACCAAUGGCGAGCAUCAAUGGGUGUCUUCUUGAUAACAAGAAACGCCUAUAUCAGAAAACGCCCCUAAUUGCGGUCUGCCAACGCAACAUCGAAAUCCCUAGGUAAAAUCGCGAGGAUAGGUCGCGGACUGGAGAAAGUCCACAUGGAAAAAUGGUGGCUACUCGAGUAGGGUUUGCAUUACAGCGGACAGUUCAACAACAGUAAAUCUUGAUAUUGCAGUCUACAUACGUUGAAGAUACACACAACGACAAAGUCAACGGAGUCCGUUGAUUUAGGGACCGCUGUUUUUGCAGUUGAGUUUCCAGCUGGUGCAGCUGGGUGACUUCACACGGACCAGGUGGAGGCGGAGCCACUUAAACCAGAAAUGUCGGAGAAGGUGCAGAAGGCCUUCAGGGUGCAGCUGUCCUCUGUCAUGGACUCCCUGCUCACAGCUGCGGUGUGUGAGAUUGCCAAGAUCUUUGAGGGCAGUCUGAAUGAGCAGCAGGAGGAGUUGACACAGAAAGGAGAUGAGAUCUCUGCAUUGAUGGAGAAGCUGAAGCAGGCAGAGAGGAGGUUGAAGGAGGGAGCAAAAGGAGGAGAGGACCUGGACAAUACCUCUGGACAAACAGUCUCUUCCGUGAAGGCAAUUUCUGAGAUGGAAGUAUCCGAUUGGUGCGAGCCCCUCCAGUCAGAAGAUUCCUUAAUUCCGCCCUCAAAGAUCAAAAAGGAAAAUGAGUGGUCAUGCGUGGACCUGCGACCACUGAGCGUGUCUCUAUGGCGCAUCCCUAACAUCAAAAUGGAGCAGGCUGAAGAUUUUGAUAACCACCUGCUGACGGCCCUAGCCAGGAGUCCUCCACGAAAAGGGUUGUUAAACAGACGGCUAAGAGACUUACCUGAACUGAGUGCGACCGGGUCAGGGUACGGUCCUGUUUCACUGGGACGUGGUCGGGGCCAGGGGCUGAGGAAGACCCAUGGUCGUCUGCUGCGCAUGUUCGAACAAGAAAACCCGGAACCCCAGAGCAACCCGGAACCCCAGAGCAACCCGGAAUCCCAGAGCAACCCGGAACCCCAGAGCAACCCGGAACCCCAGAGCAACCCGGAACCCCAGAGCAACCCGGAACCCCAGAGCAACCCGGAACCCCAGAGCAACAACAUAUCAAACAACAAUGUCUUAAGUCACCACACAAGACAAGGAAAAGAUAGUGACUUACAAAACAAACACCGUGAGGGGAGUCAUGGGAAAAUGAGUGACAUAGUGAAGAAGGUAGGAAGGAGAAGAAAGCAUUUCAAAAUGGAACCCGAUGUGGAUGGACAAGCGGUAAUCAGUGGAACUGACAAGAGUUUCAGAUGCAAAUACUGUGGGAAGGGCUUUGGCCGUGAGUUUGGUCUUUCUGUGCACAUGAGGUCUCAUAAAAAGGUGAAAAUCAAGGGGACAUACAAAUGUCCUAAGUGUCCCAAAAAGUUUCAGUACCCAAGUGCUCUUAGUGUGCACACGCGGGACAUCCACGAGAAGAGCAUACCUUGCUCCAGUGUCAAAGAAAUUUCAGACUCAGUCAAGCACAAUGUGAAACCCCUCUCCCCCAGCAGAGCCAAGCCUACUUCCUGUGACAACAAACCUCUCUCUGCCAGCAAGGCUCAACCUCUCUCCCCGAAAGACAAACCUGUGUCCCCAAACAAUAAAGCUGACACACCCAAAGAAAGCGGCACACAUCCAAAAGUGUAUUCUUGUUACGUUUGCCAUAAGAAAUACACUUCUGCACAUUCCCUGCGGGACCAUGGGCGUAUUCACACAGGUGAGAGGCCAUACCCUUGUAACCAGUGUGGACAGAGGUUCCGUGUAAAGCAGUUCCUGAUAUUACACUUGCGUAAAGCCCAUGUGGAUGUGUACGGGGGUGAGGAGAGCAGCGGAGACCUCUCCUGGACUGCACCUAUUGAGGAACCCAUGGCAAACGGUGCAGAGCAGCAACCUGCCAUCAAGUCAAAAGCCAAAGAUGAUCGACGAGUAAACCUCAAACGGAAGCAAAUGACAGAAACAGACGGCCUGUUCCAAUGCACAGUGUGUAAAAUGCUGCUAAAUUCACAGAUUAGCCUCGUUCAACACUUCCGCAUCCAUACAUUUGAGAAACCACUGAGCUGCGAAGUGUGGCAAAACAUUCCGCUACCAUCCCGUCUUGAUCAGCCACUUGAGGUCCACCCACCCGGGAAAGAAGUACUGGUGCCUGAAGUGUGUGAAGCAAUUAGAGACAAUGGCAGAACUUAAGACAUUUGCAACAAGUUCACCAGUUCAAGAAACAGAACCCGUUGUUCUCGCUGUAGCGGGACUUUCCACAACAGUAAUUACCUUUUAGGAUCCACCAUGAAACUGUCCAUGCCUGAGUAUUCAGUAGGGCCGGCGGUCAACUCCAAUUACAUUCAGGAGAUACAUUUUUUACAUUUUUGUAAUCAUUGACUGAGGAAAAAGGAAUUGACCCCAACCCUGGUGCCCUGUGAACUAACAUGAGGAUGAAGAAAGAGAACUCAACUUGAUAUGGUGAUCAGUCAGUUGUCUUGUGGGCAGCAGGUUCUCAGCUGAUCACUUUUUUAAAGUCCGUGCCAGACUGGUUUAUGACGAUUUUUAUUUUAAAAGUUUUUGUUUGAUGUUUUCUGUUUUUGUUCCAUGUAAAUGUGUCUUGAUUUAUAUUCUGUAUUAUGACAAAUGUAACAUGAAUUGUACUGUAUAUUCCCCCUGUUAAGAAAGUCACAGGGCAGAGAAGACCCAUCUCUUCUGAUAAUAUACAUUUGCUCCAACUGCUUUUUUAAAAAACAAAUAAAAUCGGACAUUACCGGA
Oncorhynchus masou masou (cherry salmon) is the source of this 3270-nucleotide messenger RNA. Its product is annotated as zinc finger protein 436-like. NCBI's taxonomy places the organism in Eukaryota, Metazoa, Chordata, Actinopteri, Salmoniformes, Salmonidae. Gene Ontology annotation, cellular component: nucleus. Bases 829 to 2703 code for a protein of 624 amino acids. Gene Ontology annotation, biological process: regulation of transcription by RNA polymerase II. The record is from RefSeq and is a predicted model, not a curated record. Gene Ontology annotation, molecular function: sequence-specific DNA binding; DNA-binding transcription factor activity, RNA polymerase II-specific. The transcript has 5 exons.